Molecule: messenger RNA, 438 nt
Organism: Caenorhabditis angaria
Lineage: Eukaryota; Metazoa; Nematoda; Chromadorea; Rhabditida; Rhabditidae
Source: the annotation of a GenBank genome assembly
AUGUCACAAGAAAUAAUCAACAAAUUACUCGAAUCAUCAGCCAAACUACACACUAUCAAAGGGCUUCAACAACCAGAAGAAUUCUUAUUGGAAAAUCGAAAUUUGGAAGAAACAAAACAAGAACUUCUUCGAAAAGUUCUUCAAGCUGAACAAGAAGCAAAUGACGGCGAGGAGAAAUUCUUGAAUCUCAAAAAACAUCGAGAUGAAAUGGGUGAGCUCGAUUCAUUUUCCGUUGAAGUUGGAAUGUCUUUUUUUGCAGAAAAAGUUUCCUCGAAAGAUCUCGAAGCCAUAAAAAAUAUGGAAAAUCGUCGUGCUCGAGUAAUCCAACAAAAAAAUGAGUUCGCCAAGACUUUGAAUGAUUCUAAUAUGAAAUUCGAAGAUUAUCAACAGGCAACGCAAAUUUUGAACAAUUUACAAUGUUUAUGCGACGACAAUUGA